Molecule: messenger RNA, 747 nt
Organism: Penicillium angulare
Lineage: Eukaryota; Fungi; Ascomycota; Eurotiomycetes; Eurotiales; Aspergillaceae
Product: L-threonylcarbamoyladenylate synthase
Exons: 1
Coding region: 1-747 (248 amino acids)
Biological process (GO): regulation of translational fidelity
Cellular component (GO): cytoplasm
Molecular function (GO): double-stranded RNA binding; tRNA binding; nucleotidyltransferase activity
Source: RefSeq, a predicted model, not a curated record
AUGAGCGACUUCACAGACAAAAUCAUUCCUGUUUCUGGAGAUCUCCCUAACGUCCGCGCAGAUGCCCAACGCGUUUUCCAAGUCCUCGAGUCAGGAGGUGUGGUGAUUUUGCCAACCGAAGUGGGCUACGGAUUGAUGGCCACAUCGGCGGAAGCCAUUGACCGGGCCUUCGCCGCGAAGCGACGUCGAACAGGUCACGCUCAGGGUCUAUACGGAACACAUGAUUUGCACCGCGAACUUCACAUCCUGGACGAGCGGCGGUUCGAAAUGACACGUGUGCUAGUCGAAGACCUAGACAUGAGUUUCAUGGGCGUCGCGCCAUGCCGUGAAGACCAUCCUUCUAUUCAGGCUUUAUCGCCACAAACCCGGUCUAAGAUCACAAAGGACGGCACUAUCGCUAUGUUCAUUAGUUGUAGCUCACUUCUGAAGGAGAUUUGCAGGCUCAAUGCUCCUUCCGGUCAGCUCAUGGUAGGGUCUAGCGCCAACGUGUCAGGUGGCGGGCAGAAAUUCUGUGUCGAAGAUAUUGAGGAUGAAAUCAAAGAGGCUGCGGAUUUGAUUGUCGAUUAUGGUCUUCAACGUUAUCAUGUGUAUGGACGAGCUUCUCUCAUUAUGGACUUCGGCCAGAUGAGUAUUAUACGGAUGGGGUCCUGUUAUGAAUUGUUCCGCGAGCGCAUGCGGAAAUUCUGGGGGGUUGACUUGCCUGAGGACCCUGAUAACAAACCUGUCCUAGCACAAGCCAAGUGUUGA